AGAGAGAGAGAGAGAGAGAGAUAGAGAGAGGAGAGAGGAGAGAGGAGAGAGGAGAGAGGAGUUCAAAAUCAAGCUCCAAUGGCUGACCAUUCCCCUUCCGGCACCGAACUUCCCCAAAACCAGAACGAAGAACUCAACGAGGCAGCGCCGAUUUCUCUUGACAACGAAGUCGAAAACGAGGACGAUGAAGAAGAAGAAGACGAAGACGACGAAGACGAGGAGUAUAUGAGUGAGGACGACUUGAUUGACGAACUGGAUUCAGAGGAAGACGCAGAAGAAGAUGAAGAAGAUGAAGAAGAAGAAGAAGGCGAAGGUGAAGGUGAAGCUUGCUUCUUGGGAGACGAGGGUUCCGAAGGGAAUCAGUGGAGCGCCUCUGAAAUCGACGGCCUUUUUUGCCCUAUUUGCAUGGAACCUUGGACUAACGAUGGCGAUCAUCAUAUCUGUUGUCUUUCAUGUGGGCACAUAUUUGGGAUAUCUUGCAUACAGAAGUGGCUUAAAAAGUGUCAAAAUCAAGGGAAGUGUCCUCAAUGCAACAGAAGAUGCAAACUGAAAGACGUCAGAAAGCUUUUUGCGGCGCGGGUUGUUGCCAUUGAUGAAGAAGCACAAAAGAGAAUUCAAUCACUUGAGAAUAAAUGUGCUUCUCUUGAGAACGAGAGAGCUUGUUGGAGUAAAAAAGAAGCUGAGUGGAGAAAAUUGGAGGCCAAGUUCCAAUUGGAAGUUCAACAGCUUAAAGAGAUAUCUGAAAAAAGUGAGCAACAGACAAAGCAGAAAGCUGAACGUGGGUACCAGUUAUUACAUCAGAAGGCGCAACAGAUAGAACAGAAGUUGCAACAGCUAGAACAGAAGUUGGCGGAAGAUACAAAAACGUGGGUGGAACAUACGAAAAAGUGUGUUGAAAAUCAGCAAGAGGUAAUGCAGAAGUUGGCUGAAUGUGAGCGGAAAUUGGUUGAAUACGCUGAAUAUAAGCGGAGAAGGCUGAAUCUGAGCGACGAUUAGAGCACAUAACCCAUUUUCUAAUGAUGCAGUUCCCUAGUUUCCACAAUGACCCAUUAGGCUCUUUGUGAUAUAUGGUCGUAGCACUAUUGUCAUGACUUUUGUGUCCAAGUUCUUUUUUAUUAGUGCUGAAACUUUGAUGGAUCACUUCUUAAAAUUUUAUUUUAGGUUUUUGGUUUGGUGCCGUGCACAAGAGGUUCCUUAAAAAUGCUGUAAGAUGCACCCUUUAUUUUUGUGGGAUUGCAUCACCAGACCUACCAUCUGGAUUGGAAAGAGAGAAAAAAAAAAU
Morus notabilis is the source of this 1282-nucleotide messenger RNA. RefSeq names its product E3 ubiquitin-protein ligase RFWD3. The record is from RefSeq and is a predicted model, not a curated record. Gene Ontology annotation, molecular function: ubiquitin protein ligase activity. Gene Ontology annotation, cellular component: nucleus. The transcript has 6 exons. Gene Ontology annotation, biological process: protein ubiquitination; interstrand cross-link repair. NCBI's taxonomy places the organism in Eukaryota, Viridiplantae, Streptophyta, Magnoliopsida, Rosales, Moraceae. The coding region runs from base 79 to 996 and encodes 305 amino acids.